Molecule: messenger RNA, 2878 nt
Organism: Scomber japonicus (chub mackerel)
Lineage: Eukaryota; Metazoa; Chordata; Actinopteri; Scombriformes; Scombridae
Gene: arhgef3
Product: Rho guanine nucleotide exchange factor (GEF) 3
Exons: 11
Coding region: 473-2557 (694 amino acids)
Biological process (GO): positive regulation of Rho protein signal transduction; intracellular signal transduction
Molecular function (GO): guanyl-nucleotide exchange factor activity
Source: RefSeq, a predicted model, not a curated record
AUUUAGACUUUGUCUGAGGAGGCAGAGGAGAGAAAGGAGAAGAGAAGAAGGUAGAAAAACAGGAGGUGAAGAGAGAGAGAAACAAGCUUGGAGUAACGCUGGAGAAACUAAAUGAGGAGGUGAAGAGAAGGAGAGCAAGAGAAGAAAAGUCAAGUUUAGAAACAAAGAAAGGAGAAAGAAAGGGGGGAAGAAAGCGAUGUGACUGCGAAGGAGGUGAUUUGAAAGGUGGACGGAGGAAUUAAGCAAGAAAAGAAGAGAAGAAAUAAGUGAUUGCAGAUGUGAGGAGGAGAAAAUAGAGGACAGCUGAUGUGACUUUUUUUGGAUAAAAACAAAGUGACUUGGAGGAAGAGGAGAAGAAAGGAAAAAAAGAAAGAAGAAGAAGAAGAGGAGGAGGACGAGGAGCAGUAGAUGUGACUGUUUGCAGAGCGUUCAUUAACACUUGAAGUGUGUGUGAGGAGCAGAUCUGAUCCUGAUGAUGGGCUGCUGUCUGUUUGUUUACUAUCGGAAGAAGAGGAAGCAGGCCAGCAGAGAUGCAGACUCCCUCAGUCUCUGCAGUCUGGACAUCAACGAGCCCAGCACCAAGCGGAGUAAACCUGUAUCCAGGGUGACGUCUCUGGCCAACCUGCUGCCGCCUGUCAAGACUGCACCGCUGAAGAGGAUCGGUCAGACGCUGCAGCGCUCCAUCAGUUUUCGUAAUGAGGGUCGGACUGAGAGAGCAGCUCCUCCUCCCCCGUCCUCCUCUACGAUGAAGACUCGAGUAAUCUCAGCGACCGUCUCCAACCCUUCCUCCUCCAUGACUGCAACACGGGUUUCCACAGCAACAGCCCCAGCCGCCAAGCGCCGUGACAGCAAGCUUUGGAGCGAGACGUUUGAUGUCCGGCUGGGAGCGAUGCAAACUCUGAGCCCAAAAGAGAUAAAACGACAAGAGGCUAUAUUUGAGUUGGCCCAGGGUGAGCAAGACCUGGUAGAGGACCUCAAGUUGGCCAAGAAGGCCUACCAUGACCCAAUGCUGAAGCUGUCAAUCAUGACUGAACAGGAACUGAACCAGAUCUUCGGUACUCUGGACUCCCUGAUACCGCUGCAUGAAGAUCUCCUGAGUCGCCUCCGUGAUGCCAGAAAACCUGACGGGUCCACAGAACAUGUGGGACACAUCCUGACUGACUGGCUGCCCUGUCUCUCCUCCUACACUCCGUACUGCAGCAACCAGGUGAAGGCUAAAGCCCUGUUGGAUCAGAAGAAGCAGGAUCGGCGGGUCCAGGACUUCUUGCAGCGCUGCCUCCAGUCGCCCUUUAGCAGGAAGUUGGACUUGUGGAACUUCCUGGACAUCCCCCGCAGCCGGGUGGUGAAAUACCCAUUGCUGCUGAGGGAGAUCCUGAAGCACACGCCCAACGACCACCCGGAUCGGCAGCACCUGGACGAGGCGAUGCUGAUGGUUCAGAGUGUGGUGGCGGACAUCAACAGGCGGACUGGAGAGUCUGAGUGUCAGUACUACAAAGACCGUCUGUUGUACGCAGAGGACGGACUGAAGGACGGACUCAUUGAUCAGUCUCGGACCCUUUGCUGUCACGGAGAACUGAAGAACAACAGAGGACUCAAGCUCCACGUGUUUCUGUUCCAGGACGUCCUCGUCAUCACCAGGUCCCUCACGCUUUACGACCAGCAAAUCAACUACCAGCUCUGCCGCCAGCCAAUCCCCAUCCGGCAGCUGGACCUGGAGGACCUAUCAGACGGAGAGAUGAGAAUAGGCGGGUCCAUCAGAGGGGCCUUCAGCAACAAUGAGCGGACAAAGAACUUCUUUCGGGUUUCGUCCCGCAGCGGAGGUCAGCUGCAGAGCCACUGCUUCCAGGCCAGCGACGCCUUCAACAAACAGCAGUGGAUCAACUGCAUCAGACAAGCCAAGGAAGCAGCAGCACUGACAGGAGAUCAGCCACCACAGACAGGACAGUGUCUGGAGACAGGGCUGGGUGGACAGAUAGGGCCGCUUAGUGAAACAGGUCUGAGUGUGCCGAGCGAAUCAGAGCUUGAAAAUGAAAAAACAAUGUGGGCGGAGAUGAAGACAGGGCUGGGUUUUGAAGGUGAGGUAGGUCUAAUUGGGGAAAAAAAUUUGGCUAAAGAGGUGGGGGUGGGUUUGAUUCUUGAGACAGCGACUAGUCAGGAGGUGGAGACAAGUUUGGGUGUGGAUGGUGGGACGGUGCUGGAAUCAGAUGAAAAAACAGGGAUGAAUGGUGAUUCGAGGCUGGAGAUGAGUGAGACGGAGGCGGGUGUAAAGACAGAGGCAGGACAGGGUGCAGGUGAUGAGACGGAGGCAGACUUGAGGAUGAAGAUGGACGGAGGAGGAGAAGGAGAUGAAGAGACUCUCAGUGGAGGUGCUAAUGAUGUUCCCACCUCCCUCCUUCCCUCCUCUGCUUCUCACUGUCAAGAAGAGCAGCAGGAGGAGGAGGAAAAGGAGGUGAUGGGGGAGGAGCAGAGUGGCACUCAGGAGCAAGAAGAGGUCGUCAUGGACACCAGCGAGGUUGACUCCUCACCACAGGUCGAGGAGCUGACCCUCAGAUGCUGAUGCUAGGACCACACACACUGAAGGACUGGCAAUGCAGCCAAUCAAAACCUCUUAUUUCACGAUGAUGUCACUGAACAAAGCCAAAGAACAUCGACACUCAAACAAACUCGUCAAGAUUCGUUAACCAACGUGUUCCGGAACUCUGCAGCUGCUGUAUCCUGACCACUUGUAACCACCGUAACCACGGUAACCACGGUAACCACUUGAUUCUAGAAUGCCACAGCAACAGAACGGAACACUGGCCCCCAUGGGACUCUACUAACUGUAUUCCAGGAUGGUGUCCCAUUCGCUCCAAUGAAAGCUACAAAAAUAGAGAAAAAU